AUGUGUCUUCUUUGCAUUCUAAGAAGUUUUGUUGGACUUCAUCUCUCCAAGAGCGUCAUCUCUGUCAACAAGUCUGUCAUUGACAAAUUUAAGACUUCUCUGCUUAAUGUUUUAUGGUUCUUGUCAUAUUCCCAGAAACAGAACUUUAGAACAAAUUCACCUUUCUUGUUUACAC
This is a messenger RNA of Trichomonas vaginalis G3, 175 nucleotides long. RefSeq lists its product as uncharacterized. NCBI's taxonomy places the organism in Eukaryota, Parabasalia, Trichomonadida, Trichomonadidae. The annotation marks the transcript as partial. The record is from RefSeq and is a predicted model, not a curated record. The transcript has a single exon.